CAUUAUUUUUACUUACCACGUGACUUGUACUGAAAAAAAUAGCGUCCUUUACGUUGCCCCUCACCGUUUUCCUUCUUGCUUGUUUCCCGUUAGUAACUGUCUUUUGGACUCCUAGAAGUUGGCGGACUUGGUUCUUUGGAAAGAUAUACGCUAGAUCGAUACGAUGGCUGGUGCACCCCCAACUACGACAAACCCAACUGCAUCCAGUAGCCUCCUGCCAGCAAAAUCAUGGCAGCAUUUCGUAGCAGGAGGUUUGGGUGGAAUGUGUGGUGCAAUCGUGACAAGUCCAUUUGAUGUUGUCAAGACGCGGUUACAGUCCAGUCUUUUCAGGGAAAAACAUACUUCAGUCGGGAUUGUAGGAGGUGGUGUUGCGACGCUCCCGCAGCGCUCGAGUGGUCUGCUGUGGAAUUUCGUCGAGACCGGGCACAUUCUACGUGACAUAUACCGCGAUGAGUCGCCAGGGGCGCUGUUUAAAGGCCUUGGACCAACUCUAGUCGGAGUCAUACCCGCCCGUUCGAUCAAUUUCUACACAUACGGUAAUGGCAAGCAAAUCAUCGCCCAUCACUUCAACCACGGACAAGAAAACUCCUAUGUCCAUCUUGCUGCAGCUGCAAUUGCUGGUGUCGUAACAGGGACGGCAACGAAUCCUAUCUGGGUCGUCAAGACACGUCUCCAGCUCACUGCAUCGGAACGUCGACACUCUUCCUCCCUCCUAAGCACGAAUACGGGUACAACAGCCGGACCUUCACGCGUCUUCGGAGGUAGCUUCAAGAUGAUAACGCAGAUCUUCCGUGAGGAAGGUAUUAGGGGCUUUUACAAGGGUUUGAGCGCCAGCUACUUGGGUGUUACAGAGGGAACUAUUCAAUGGGUGCUUUACGAGCGUCUGAAGCAGUUGUCUGCGGACGCUGAAGGCCGUGGAGGUAUGGUCGAGUGGUUCGGGAUGCUUGGUAGUGCAGGAACUGCGAAGUGCGUCGCCAGUCUGAUCACAUAUCCCCACGAGGUUCUACGGACACGACUGCGACAACCGUCUGUUAACGGUGUCAUGAAGUACACUGGUCUCUGGCAGACGCUGCGGACCGUCAUUGCUGAAGAGGGGGCCCGUUCCCUUUAUGGCGGACUGAGUGCACAUUUAAUGCGUGUCGUCCCGAAUGCAGCGGUGAUGUACUCAAUAUAUGAGGGUGUCCUGCGAUGGGGCAAGGAUUCCAAUUGAGCCUGUUGGGACCCCUCAGUAAGCUAUGUUUAAAUGUUACCUUUUAACCUAGAUUUAUGCCACUUAUCAUUGCUAGUCACCUUUCCGACCUCCCCGCACUUUCACAAUCCCCGCAUCGUAUCUUACAUCAUUCAAUCGUACAUUGUUUUCGCGCACAUCUGUAUAGUACCAUAUGUUACCCGUAUUAAUUCACCACUCUAUUGCUCGC
Molecule: messenger RNA, 1418 nt
Organism: Suillus paluster
Lineage: Eukaryota; Fungi; Basidiomycota; Agaricomycetes; Boletales; Suillaceae
Product: mitochondrial carrier protein RIM2
Exons: 4
Coding region: 164-1210 (348 amino acids)
Biological process (GO): pyrimidine nucleotide import into mitochondrion
Cellular component (GO): mitochondrion
Molecular function (GO): pyrimidine nucleotide transmembrane transporter activity
Source: RefSeq, a predicted model, not a curated record